Messenger RNA from Exophiala aquamarina CBS 119918, 1818 nucleotides. RefSeq lists its product as uncharacterized. The transcript has 2 exons. Lineage: Eukaryota; Fungi; Ascomycota; Eurotiomycetes; Chaetothyriales; Herpotrichiellaceae. Gene Ontology annotation, biological process: synaptonemal complex assembly; replication-born double-strand break repair via sister chromatid exchange; mitotic sister chromatid cohesion. Gene Ontology annotation, cellular component: synaptonemal complex; cohesin complex. Bases 1 to 1818 code for a protein of 605 amino acids. The record is from RefSeq and is a predicted model, not a curated record. Gene Ontology annotation, molecular function: chromatin binding; protein binding.
AUGUUUUAUUCUGAACAACUGCUGGCCAAGACCGGGCCUCUGGCUCGCGUUUGGCUCGCCUCCAACGUUGAGCGCAAGCUCUCCAAGACCCAGAUCCUGCAGUCGGAUAUUCAAAGCAGUGUCGGCGCGAUUGUUGACCAAGGCCAUGCCCCCAUGGCUUUGCGCUUGAGUGGGCAGUUGAUGCUUGGUGUUGUGCGUAUCUAUGGGAGGAAAGCGCGUUAUCUGCUCGAUGACUGCAAUGAAGCUCUCAUCAAAAUCCGCAUGACCUUUAAAUCGACUAAUAAUCAUGAUUUGCCUGCUCAUGCCACCACCACCAUCGAUCUGAAUCUUCCGGAGCUACUCACAAUCGAUGAUCUAUUCUCUCCGAUGGAUUUCACAUAUCCGAUGACGCAACAACCUCAGAUUACUGCCGACCAGACCCAAGACCUGGAUGACGAUUGGACCUCUUCCCUGAAUCCUCAACAGAGUAGCACUCAAUCAAUGCUGAUACCAGGAGAGGAAGACGCCCUUUACAAUGAGGACGAUUUUACACUGGACUUUGGUGAACACAACGACGUAUCCGUCAGCAUAAACGUUGGCAGAUCCGCACCUACACCUCAGCCUGAUCACGAACGCAUUCUCGGAGACGACGAACCACUCAUCCAUGAUGAUGAUGCUAUUAGUCUCAACUAUGGUGGUGACGAUGUGCCCAUGAUCGACGGCCCCCAGCUUGGGUUAGCUGAUGAAGGGCUCCCCGCAAUCGGUGAUGAUGAGCGUCUGGCACUUGGAGAUGACGAGACCCUGCAAUUGAGACAGGCCGCCGAUCGUGUUAGAGACACAGAAUCCCCUCUGUCAGAAGCCGGAUCUGAUAUGCUGCGAGAACUCGACCAGACCUUCCAAACACAACCUGAAGCCGAAGAAGAAGUCGAAGAAAUCGUUGCCCGCCAACCACAACGGAGUCGCAGGCAAAAGCCUUUAGCUCCAGAUACCGAGACUGUCCUACACAACAGCCAAAUAAAAGCCCAGGCAGAGGAUCGAUCCAAGAUUCUACGAGCACCAUCUUUUCUACCAAGAGACCCCGUCCUUCUGACUUUGAUGAACAUGCAGAAGAAUGGAGAUUUCGUGCUAAAUGCUAUGAACGACGGUCGGUCGAGGAAUUGGGCUCCUGAAUUACAGGGGCUUCUCUCCUUCGAGUCUCUCACCAGAUCAAGCGAUCGGAAGCGAAAGCGAGAUAGUGGUAUCGGAGGACUCAGUGAGGAUGAGCAUAGUGAGAAGUCUCCUCGUUUAGACGGUCCGGACAUUGACGAGGCUGUGCACCUCGACGAUGGCUUCCCUCCCUCCGCCUCGCAGCUUAUUGAAGAGGAUCAUCAACCGCUUGCAAGCGAUCUCGGUCCCGCCUUGGAGGAUAUGGUUCUUGGGGAAGACGAUGAAGGCAUUUUCGGUGGGGAUGAUGUUUUCGACGAAACAACUAUGCCUCUUGUUCACCCAGCAGACAGUGGACCGGUGUCUUUAGGCACAAAACACGCCGUGCACUUGCUCAGAGAGAAAUUGGGAGAUGCAGCUGGGGGGAAUCCAUCAUCUCCUGCCAAGAAGUCUGUCCUCCUCCAGGAACUCGUACCUGAACACCGAACCAGCAAAGAAGAUGCCACCAAGAUGUUCUUUGAAGUGCUAGUCCUAGCCACCAAAGACGCUAUCAAAGUGGAACAAGGUGACAAAUCGAUCGGUCUACCUCUCAGAAUCCGAGCCAAGAGAGGGCUCUGGGGGUCAUGGGCUGAGACGAGUCCUGGUGAUGACCCAACGACGCAGACUGCUUCUCAGCAUGUUGCUGCGGAAGCAUAG